Messenger RNA from Culex pipiens pallens (northern house mosquito), 1101 nucleotides. RefSeq names its product CLIP domain-containing serine protease B4-like. Gene Ontology annotation, biological process: proteolysis. Gene Ontology annotation, molecular function: serine-type endopeptidase activity. The transcript is spliced from 4 exons. Bases 1 to 1101 code for a protein of 366 amino acids. NCBI's taxonomy places the organism in Eukaryota, Metazoa, Arthropoda, Insecta, Diptera, Culicidae. The record is from RefSeq and is a predicted model, not a curated record.
AUGGUCCCAACUCCCCCUGGCGGGGGAGGAGGGCACCACAGCGGGACCUACCGCAGCGAAUUUUGGUUUGACAUGACGGAAGACAACGCCUCUGGUGACGCUUGCAUCACUCCCGGUGGAAACCGUGGACGGUGCGUCCUCGCAGAGAAGUGUCCUUUCAUUUGGGAACAGUUGCAAAAAAUCGGCACAAUCCAGGAAUACCGGUACGUGACCUCGUUCCACUGUGGUUACGAUCCGACGAGCAGGAAGCUCCGGGUGUGCUGUCCAAGCUUUAGCAACGCCGAGGACUGCGGGACGAUUGGUUUGUCUGAUCGAAUCUAUGAAGGUAUGGAGACGGAUCUCGACGAGUUUCCAUGGAUGGCUGUGUUGGGUUAUCGAAGAAGGAACAAGACAAUGUUCCGCUGUGGAGGAUCGCUGAUCAACGAUCGAUACGUGCUGACUGCGGCGCAUUGUGUGGGGGAGAGCGACAAGUGGAAACUAGAUUUUGUUCGACUUGGCGAGUGGGACUUGGACACUAGACCGGACUGUGUCUACGACUAUUUUGGAGAGAUGUAUUGUAACGAAGUUCAUGAAGAUUUCGAAAUUCAAAAAGUGAUCGUUCAUGAGAAGUUUACCAGAAAUGUCAUCAAUAUAAGGAACGAUAUUGCACUGUUGAAGCUUGACAGACGAGUUGCUAGCACCGAGUCCAUAGCACCAAUUUGUAUCCCAACCCAGAAACAAGCUGAUAGUUUGAACAUCCAACAAGUUCAGCUUUUCGUUGCUGGCUGGGGAGCAACGGAAACAGAAGCCAACAGCAAACGCAAGCUGAAGACCGUACUGCAAGGCCACGCCAUGGCCAAGUGUGCCCAGGCGUACCGGAAGAAGGUCAACUUCUUCGCCGAGAGUCAACUUUGUGUGGGUGGAAAACGCGGGCGGGACUCUUGCCGUGGAGACUCCGGCGGGCCGCUGAUGGAAAUCUUCCAGAAUCGGUGGCACGUCGUCGGGAUCGUGAGCUUCGGGUCGGGCCUGUGCGGAUUGGAGGGAAUGCCGGCGAUUUAUACACGGGUUGGGAGUUUUCUAGACUGGAUGGCGGCGAAAAUUGAGCUGGAAAGUCGAAGGUGA